AUACAUCAAGUUCGAAGCCAAUUACCGGAAGAUCCACGAAAUCCUCUGUUGAUACUUUCUCAGGAAUGUGUUCUGAUCACGACCUGGAAAUACUGAAUUUGUACUGUCGAACUUGUGAUAAAUUAGUAUGUACUGACUGUGUCCUCAAAAAGCACAAAUCGCAUGACUGGUGCAAAGUCAGGGACAUAGCAGACGAGAAACGCGCCUCGCUCUCAAAGAACACAAAACUGGCUCACGAGAAAACCCUUCCUAAGAUGAACCACACCCUACAGGAUGUUGAACAUAUCGCUAAAGAAAAUCAAAGGAAGAAGACCGAGACACUGCGAAAUAUCGAAAAGCAAAGCACUGCUAUCUUGACGAACGUAAGGAAGAUGGAGACGAAGCUUAAGGAGGCGCUAGAACAGAGUUUCCAGUCGUAUAUAGAGGCGGAGAGGGAGCUUCGUGAAGACUUUAGGGAUUUGUCUGGUUUGACAAAAGAGUGCGAGAAAAUCUUACAGAGAGGAACUGAUUCCGAGGUGAUCACAGCGAACUGUAAGCUGGAGAAGUACAUCAAACAGGUACACGAAUUGGACAUUGAAACAUUCAAAAGCGAGUCUUCCUUCCAAACAGGGAAAAUCGACUCCAACACAUUAGAGAACAUGUUUGGACAAAUUAAUCUCGUCCGACGAAAAGGGCAGACCAAUACCGAGUAUAUUCCAAAUAUUGUUAUUGGCGAAAAGAAGGCAUUUUCAUACACCAAAAUACAAGACGAUAUAAGCUCCAUUUGUUCUUUGGGGAAUAGAAUAUGGCUUCAUCCUCGAGGUUCAACGGACAAUUUUGCUCUGGAUCAUAAUGGAAAUCUUCUAAGUGUGAAAGAUUUCGGUGUAGUUGUGUCCUAUGGUUUUGCAAAAUCACAAGAUGGAUGUCUCUUGUGCGUGGAUUUCGUCGGCAAGGUGAUUCUGAAGCUCUCUGGAGACGGAAGACUGUCAAAGGUCAUCAAUACUGACCCUCUGAAGCCUCUGUCAAUUUGCAUGACCCGUGAAGGCCAAUAUCUUGCUUGUCUAGAGGACAGCACAACGAACGGCCAUACUAAGACCGGUCACUGUAGGGUAUUCAGACUUUCUAUAAGCGGUCGUAUUAUCCAAAGCAUUGGAGCCAGACUUUUCAACAUGCCAAGAAAAGUAGCUGAGAACACAAACGCCGAUAUCUGUGUCAUUGACAGAGUGCCCGACCAGAACAGCCGACUGUAUGUUCUGUCGUCCAGUGGAGUUCUCAAAUUUGAGUUCUCCACUCAGUCUCCUUGGGACGUCUGCUGUGACCAAUACUCCAAUAUCAUCGUCAUCAGUCGCCAUUGUUCUGACGUCACGAUUCUCGAUAAGAAUGGGCUUCAUUUAGAAACGUUUUCAGCAUCGGAUAAAUUUAAAAGUGCAUUGUCUGUCAGUAUGGACAGCGAUUCGAUAUGGGUCUCAGGAACCAAUGGGUGUGUUGCCAAAAUAGAAAUCACAUACAGCUGAUUCUGUUUUGAACGUAAAUAGACAUUUAUCCA
This is a messenger RNA of Saccostrea cuccullata (small rock oyster), 1525 nucleotides long. Its product is annotated as tripartite motif-containing protein 2-like. NCBI's taxonomy places the organism in Eukaryota, Metazoa, Mollusca, Bivalvia, Ostreida, Ostreidae. Bases 66 to 1493 code for a protein of 475 amino acids. The record is from RefSeq and is a predicted model, not a curated record. Gene Ontology annotation, molecular function: zinc ion binding. The transcript has a single exon.